AUGUCGUCACCAUCGUCGUUACCGUGUGUUGUUGAAAAAUGUGAGCUAGCGUCUCUUGCUUUAUGUCAGUGUUGUAAAAAAAAUUUAUGUAUUGAUCAUUUAAAUGAACAUGCUAAUCAACGCAAUGAAAAACUUCUUCCAUUUGUUGAUAAAAUCAAUGUUUUAUUAAAUCGGUUUAGUAAUUUUUAUGAUGGUGAACAGUCUGGUCUUAAACAACUUGAUGAAUGGAAACAAACAGCUUAUAAACUAGUUGAUACUUUUUAUGAAAAAAAACGUCGAGAAUUUAUCGAUGAAACAACUGAUAAACAACGAGAACAACUUAAUGAGAUGCAUAAUAAAUUAAAAGAAUUAAUUAGAAAAAAAGGUGGUACACAACAAGAUUUUCAUACAUUCUCAGACAAUAUGCGUUCAAUAGAACAACAUCUUGAUAAACUUCAACAGAUUCAAAUUGUUCUUCCUCCAUUAACAAUUGAUGAUAAUUGUAUUCUUCAGCCUUUAACGCAACCAGAUGAUUCAAUUGAGAAAAUCUUAGAUAAACCGAAUAAAUCUCCAGAACAUACAAAUAAAACAUCAGACAAGUCCUCAGAUAGAAAAAAAUCAUCUGAGAAAUCUUCAAAGAAAAAGAAAAAAUCAUCGAGACAUUCAGAUGAUUCAUCUGAUAGAUCCUCACGCCAUAGAAGCAGAUCACCACGUAGUCACGGCGAGCAUUCAAGAAAAAGACGCGAUAAAUCAUCAAAAUCGAAGUCACCACAAUCAUCAAAUAGCCACAAACCAAAUUGUGAUGAUUGUCAUGACUGUCGCUUUUAUCAAGAUCGGUUUGGUCCUGGUUUCAUGGACUCUUUUGGUCCAUGUUCAUGUGAAUGUCAUAAAUGGGCAUACUCUUAA
Messenger RNA from Rotaria sordida, 885 nucleotides. The record is from the annotation of a GenBank genome assembly. Lineage: Eukaryota; Metazoa; Rotifera; Eurotatoria; Philodinida; Philodinidae.